GAAAUUCAGUUACAUCUUUCCUUUGCACACGGUAGGAACAGUCUCACAAACCAUCCUCUGUCGUUGGUUCGGUCGAGUAAGUUCGACUAUUCUUUGACUGGAGAAUGGCGAUUCAGAAAAAGCACGGCAAAGGCCGUCUCGACAAAUGGUAUCGUCUUGCGAAGGAAAAGGGCUACAGAGCGCGAGCUGCCUUUAAAUUGAUUCAGCUGAACAAGAAGUAUGGCUUCUUGGAAAAGAGCAAGGUGCUUCUGGAUCUUUGUGCAGCCCCGGGUUCAUGGUGUCAAGUAGCUGCAGAAUGUAUGCCCGCGCAGAGUAUCAUUCUUGGUGUUGAUUUAGCGCCGAUCAAGCCAAUUCCCCGAGUAAUAACUUUCCAGAGUGAUAUUACCACGGAUAAAUGCCGCUCCAUCAUCAGACAACAUCUAAAACAUUGGAAGGCAGACACGGUGCUUCAUGAUGGUGCCCCAAAUGUUGGUACAGCGUGGAUUCAGGAUGCUUUCUCUCAAGCAGAACUAGUGCUACAAUCAUUGAAGUUGGCAACGGAGUUUUUGAUUGCAGGCGGUACAUUUGUCACCAAAGUCUUUCGGUCAAAGGAUUACAAUUCUCUCUUGUGGGUUUUCAAACAACUCUUCACAUCCGUUGAAGCGACCAAGCCUCCUUCGUCUCGAAAUGUCUCCGCCGAAAUCUUCGUCGUCUGCCGCGGGUACAAGGCCCCCAAGCGCAUCGAUCCGAAAUUCCUUGACUCCAAACAUGUUUUUGCUGAAUUAGCUGAUACUACCCCUAAUAAUGAAGCCAAGGUGUUCAACCCAGAGAAGAAAAAGCGGAAGAGGGAAGGAUACGAGGAGGGAGACUACACCCAGUUCAAGGAGAUACCAGUGACAGAGUUUAUCAACACUACGGAUCCCAUUGCGAUUCUUGGAACAUAUAACAAACUCAGCUUUCAACAGUCACCAGGGGGUGAUAUUGCUCUAGCCACUCUGGAUAGACUGGAGGAGACUACAGACGAGAUCCGCGCUUGCUGUGAAGAUCUGAAGGUGCUGGGAAAGAAAGAAUUUCGACACCUUCUCAGAUGGCGACUUAAGGUUCGUGAAAAGUUCGGCCUUAUCGUGAGAAAAGGACAAAAUAAAAACAAAGAGGAAACCGAGGAAGUUGCCGAAAUCACGCCGAUGGACGAAGAAUUGGCCAUUCAGGAAGAGUUGCACCGGCUUCGCGAAAAAGAAAGCACGAAGAACAAGAAGGAGAGACGAAAGGAAAAUGAGAGAAAGCGCAAGGACAUCAUCCGGAUGCAGAUGCAUAUGACGACACCCAUGGACAUAGGAAUGGAACAAGUAGGAAUAGGAGAGGACACCCCAUUUUCAAUCAAGCCGGUUGAAAGACAGAAAGCUAGAGAUGCGAUUGCUGCUGGCAAAGUGGCCGCGAUUGAAAGUGACAGUGAGGAAGAGUCCGAGUCUGAAUUGGAGGAAACCGAUGAUGAAGGAGACCGACUGGAAAGAGAGCUUGACAUGAUGUACGAGCAGUACCAAAGCCGGAAAGAAGAACGGGAUACGAAGCUGCGGGCGAAGAAAGCUAGGAAAGAUUAUGAGACGGAAGAAUGGGAGGGCUUUUCUAAUUCCGGCGAGGAGGAAGAGGAAAGCUCCGAUGAGGAGAGCGGCGAUUCUUCAAUGGUUCUAAGUACAGACAAGGCACCGAAAUCUGCUGAUCUCUCAAAUAAGGCCGCAGUGUUCUUUGACCAAGAUAUCUUCCAGGAUCUUGGGGACUUGGAUGAAGGCGAGGAUGACGAUGACGAUGACAGCGCCAUCGAGGAAGAAAGUGAGAAUGACAUUUCAGAAGUUUCUGAAAAGAAGAGUACGGAGGAUUUCAACGAGAACACCAAGAGUGUCCGACUUGAGAACUCGCCCGAAGAUGAGCAUGAGGAACCGGACGAUCCCCGAAAGAAGAACGGCCAGCUAGACAUCGAUAUCAUUACUGCAGAGGCUAUGGCACUAGCUCAACAGCUAGCUACUGGCGAGAAGAAAUCUCAGGAUAUCGUGGAUGAGGGAUAUAACCGAUAUUCCUUCCGAGACACAGACGGUCUUCCAGAGUGGUUCUUAGACGAUGAAACCAAGCACAGCAGACCCAACCGGCCCAUCACCAAGGCGGCGGCAGCUGCUAUCAGGGAAAAGAUGCGAUCGAUCAACGCACGACCGAUCAAGAAGGUCAUGGAAGCCAAGGGUCGCAAGAAGAUGAAGGCAGCACAGAAACUGGAACGGCUCCGCAAGAAGUCUGCACUGCUCCUGGAAGAUGAAGGAAUGAGUGAGAGGGACAAGUCGCAAGCUAUUGCCCAGAUGAUGAGCAAAGCAACCAAGAAGAAGCCAAAGCAACAGGUGAAGUUGGUUGUCGCCAAAGGAAACAAUAAGGGUAUCUCAGGUCGUCCACGUGGCGUGAAGGGCAAGUACAAGAUUGUGGAUGCGCGAAUGAAGAAGGAUAUCCGGGCUCAGAAGAGGCUUGCCAAGAAGAAGCAGAAAUAAGGAGGAAGCGGAGGCUAUUGUUUUCCGUAUACAGGAAUGGUGGAAUACUUGGAUAGGUAAUGUGUGAUUUUGGAUGAAUUGAUACCCAAGCAAAAAGGAUCUAUCCAAGAGACAGUGAUCAAAAGAAAGUUGUCUAUAUUCAAGCCAAUAUGGGAGCAAUAGAAGUUAACAUCAGGACAAAUAAAAGCCGAACUGCAAGUCUACCAGGUA
Molecule: messenger RNA, 2714 nt
Organism: Monascus purpureus
Lineage: Eukaryota; Fungi; Ascomycota; Eurotiomycetes; Eurotiales; Aspergillaceae
Source: the annotation of a GenBank genome assembly